Oppiella nova is the source of this 17153-nucleotide messenger RNA. Lineage: Eukaryota; Metazoa; Arthropoda; Arachnida; Sarcoptiformes; Oppiidae. The record is from the annotation of a GenBank genome assembly.
AUGACGUCCAAAGAGGAGUACGAUUUGCUGCAACAGACGCUACCACUACUGAUAUCACAGCCCAACAAUUUGGUCAAACAUGAAGUCAUAGCUAUCAUCAAAUGCAUUAACAAAUGUGAGAAAACGAUCCUUCAAUUCGCUGAACGCGAGAAGACAUUCUUCGCGCCAUUCGUGGCCCUCUCCGGUCACUGCAUUAUCUCCAAUGCGUCGCAAAUCCCGAAGAGUGUGUUGUCUGUGGCCUCGUCCGCCUGUACUGUCGUUCUGCAGCACAUUCUUCACGAGAUCUCCGAGUUUGACGACAAGUCUAUUCUAUCGAAACAUCAGCUCAUAGGCAUAAUUCAGGGCCUUUGCGAUGAUAUACCGCCACUCCUGAAGUCGGAUAUCUUGGCGCUGAGUUCGCUGCUGAAGUCGACGCCACUGCCCGACAGCUUGACGUAUAGGUCCACCGAUGCGACCGGUGGUGACGCCAAGUCCUUCGCGGCAGUCAUUCGCGAUGAGAGUACGCCUAAAGAGCCCAAACGCAUACGUCUGGACCACUCGUGCGAAGCCAUUAUCGAGCAGUUAAUGACACCCAUAAUGGAGUCGACGUCCAAAAGGGACAGUCAUAUUGAAAACGAUAAGAACAUCAUAUCUCCGGUUGGCUUCUCAUCCCUAUCACAGGACACGAAAGGUCUAUUGAUUGGCAAAAAUCUCUUCAAUUUGCAACAACUGUGCGGAACAAACGUGUUGUUGGACUUCAUAAUGUCUUUAUCGACAAUCAAGCCGUUCAUACAGUUAGUUCACGCGACAGAAGAAGGCGCGCCCUUAAAGCUGCCCACCUCUGGACCGGACACCCAUAUACUGCACACUUGCAAAAUGAUAAUCAAGGACUACGACAUCAUUUGGCGCAUACUAUCGCUGCCAAUACUGGAGCCGUUAACCGAAGAGCGUCUCUCGAAAGUGAUUACAAUAAUCCACGCGUGUCUCUACGUGUCGCUAACGCUCACCGCCUCCAACACACUGGCGUCCGGCGCCUCCUCGCCCGCCAUCAAAGGGGCGACGGCUGCGCCCCUCAAAGACGACGACAACGAGAAUGUCAUCUCAGAGAUUGUGGACACGAGUCUCGAGAUUUAUAAGAGAAUUAUGUUAGUCAUGAAGAGCUCGAUACGAGUGGGCGGACAGAUCUGUCAGAACGUCCACAUGUUUGCCUCGUGGCUACUGCUCUCCGGACUCAAGUUCAUAAUGAAGUCCAAUCCCACGACCACUGCAGCGCUUAGUAUUCCCGGUGCUAAGGAUCAGCCCAUCAAAAAGCAGGGCUAUAAUACGUUGUGUAUAUCACUGGCCGGACACGCCAUACAACUCCUCGGCUCACUGUUUGAUGACUUGAAAUCCGAGAUAAGUCUGGGAUCUUAUAACAGACUGUCGAACGCGGAGAAGCUGACGAGCCAUCACUCGUCCACUUCAUUCAAGUACAACAAAUUCGGUUACUAUAGCGCGUGGCAGAGGAUUGAGAUGCUUAUGUCGAACAUCAAUAUCACAAACCUCUUGUUCACCCUCUCGUCCGCCAGCUAUCGAAAGGCCGGUCUCCUGAAGACUGUGUCCCGAACGGCGAGUUUGGAGCAAAACGACAAAACAAACAGUCCCUCCGUUUCCGCGUCACACGAUUUAGACGACGAGUCGUGCUUUAGUUCGGACGACUCGAGUCGUGAUGAGGACUCGGAGCCUAUAUUAGGACAUCUCUUCAAAGAACACGAUGAGAGUCAGGCGUCGGAUAAGUCGAUGAAAAGUAGACAAACUCUUGAUAUGAAUUACUGUAACGAUAAGCGCGAACCGCACCGACACCUGACACUCUCGACAUCGAUAUUUGAGUUGUUGAACACAUACUUCGUUUGCUCUGAAAUCGAGUCUCUGCGGCACUAUUUCAAGCAAACCAUUAACGACUCGCAGAUUUGCAUUUUGGCGCAUAUUAUCAAAGACUUGGACCGCGAGAGUGUUCACAACUUCUCCUUCUAUUCGGAGUUCUCUCCGGCUUUGACUUCAUUUAUGCAUAAUUUGAUUGCCACUGAAGUUCUCAGCGAUUCUCUACAGAAUUCUAUGUUGUCUUCAUUGGGUGUCAAUCCAGACCCCUCUCCGGAAGGCGUUUGGCCCCUAUAUGUCGCCCCCAAAACACUAUCGGUUUUGUCACAAAUUAUUCUUUUAAAACAACAAAAAGAGAAAGAGGAUCUGAGGUUUGACACAAAUUCGCCAUCAAUACAGAUAUGGCGCGGAUUACUGAACCGAUUGAGACAAUUGAUAAUAACUGAUGAGGUGAAGGAUUAUGAGAUGGAAGACCUGAAUGUAGAGCACUCGCAGCUCCUGUUGUUUCUGUUUCAUAAUCUCAAACUACUUCAACGCAAACAAGUAUUACUUCUGGUCUCACAGACUAUAGUCGACGUGUCGGACACUGUGCUGCAGAUGAUGACAGACCAUCAGAUCCAUUGUUUGGGUCGAUUGACACACUUCUUCGAGUACAUGAUUAAGAACUUAUACGACGCGCCCUCUUCUCUCGUCGAACAGAUCGACACAAAUCUAUUCAAGUCUUCGGCGUCUCUGUCACUGAAACGAGACAAAGACAACAACAUUGACGACAAUAAACUGUAUUUCCAUUGCCGUGACAUCGAUGAUAAUUACCACAAGUUUACCGAAAAUAAAAUCUUUGCCACUUCUAUGAGACCGCGAUUUUACCAUCUGUUGAACGUUGAGGUCUAUAACGCGAAAGAUGUGCCAAAACUUGACGGAAUGGCAUUGAAUUUCCUUUUGGUUGGUCUGCAGGAGAUCCUGCCUUACGAUACACUCUAUGAUUCAUUGAUAACAUUACUAAACCUCGGCUCUCAAUAUGACUUCAAUUACCGUCAUUUAAAUGAAGCAAAACUCAGUAAUUUAGGUCUUUGUGCCAUUCAGUAUGCAUUCAACUCUGUUUGGCGUAUUCUUCUGCAACUGCCGCCGUCUGUCCAAAGUCUUCAUCUGUUAUCUGUUGGCGAUGUCCGACAGUUUGAUAACUCGAAAACACUUCACUAUUGUAUUUGGAUUUCACGUAUUGUUAACAAUAAGUGGUUUUAUAUUUGGAUCAAAGACUCGCUCACAAAACUCCUGCAGACCGACCCGAAUGUCAAACCGGAAGCGCUGCUGAAGAGUGUGACCAAAACGGCGAACUCGAUGUCAUUUAACGUGGAAUUACUGAAGCAAUUAAUGUUAAAACAGUUCUCGUUAUCGAAAUCAAACACCAGUUCCAACGAAAUCGUGACAUUGGAUGAAAUGCCUCUACUCUUAGAUAUGUUCACAUUAGACGUCUUGUGCGCCAAAACGAACGUAGCGCUCGACUCGUGCUAUAAUCUGAACGAGUCUUCGCCGUCGAUCAGCGCCACUCCGAUGGUCUUCGGCACAAGCAUUGAGUCGAAACAGGCGUCUGUGGAACUGUUGCCGUCUGUACUCAAUCUGAUAUCCAAUCACUUGUCGUGCGCUCGCUCUUCGAUUAUCCAUCAGAUGACUCACGAGGACGCCCUUCAGGGCAUCAAAACUAUUCCCAAACUAUUGAACGCUUAUAAUUCGAUACUGAAGAUGACUUCCAGUAAAUGUAACGCAAAGCUAAUCCAACUGACCCUUCAAUUGGCCACUUAUUUGCCGCGAAAUCUGAUGAAGAUUUUGGUCAAAUGGAAUGUCAUUCCCGUUGAUGUCCAGCACUGGCGUAAUGAACACAACUCGUCACCCAUACCAUCCGAGUCCUACAUAAUGGCCAUUCAAUCGCAACAUUUCAAUUCGUUGUCCUCAUCGAUGGCCACACCUUUCAAUUCAAACAAUAAUUUAAAACAUUUUAUAAACACUUUACUCAAAUUCGCGGAAGACUUAUAUCAAUGGAGUGAAAAUAAAUACUCCGAAGACUUCAUUCGAGUUAUGCUUUCGCUUCAAUUGGACAGCACUUGCGAGUCAUACGCCUCGUAUGGUAUGAACCAAUUGGACACAGUCUUCGGCUCCAAAGAGAGCGACAACUUUGUGUCCGCGCUAUACGUGGAAGCGUUGACCCAUUCGUACGAUUUGUUAAUAAAUUUCUCAAACAAAGAGUGUUGUGUCGAAGAGAAGAUUCUGAUUGAAUGCAUUAAAUUCAUGGAAUCACUGCUAGAUUCCAGUGCCGGACAGACGGCGCUCGAGAAGUUCUUCUGCGAAGACGAGGCCAAAGAUAUCGUUCAGCUGCUGAUGUCGGCCUCCAAUGAGAGUCUCAGCUCUGCCUAUUCUACGCGUGUUCUCAAGUUCUUCAGCAAACUGUUCCAAAACACUGAGAAAAAUCCGGAUACUAUUAGUUUGGUUCGUUUGUGCACUUCUCUGUCAAAGUUGUCGCGUCUGAGCCAACCCGACAACACUAUCCUCCAGACGUGGCUCUCGAAAGUGUUGUGCGAGAGACCCGACGGCGACCCAACCAUUCUGGUGGCCAAUCAGGAGAAUCGUAUUCUUUUGCAAAGUCUCACGUCAUAUAUAGUGAAGGACACGAGUGCUGUGGAUGAAGAGGUGGCCUCCGCUUUCCUGUCGGCGCUCAUCCCAAUGGGCAGUCAAAUACUGUCGUCCACUCCCGAAGUGUUGGGAUUUUCCGAGUUGAUGCAAAUCAUGACAACACUGGCCGGCGCUGGUGCCGGAACCGGACAUUUAGAGCUCAUCAAAGCAGUCAUUAAUUGGUUGGACACUUGUAAACGAUAUUUGUCUCAAAAAGAUGUGAUGGAAAAGUUGCAAAACAAUAUCAUUAUUGGAAGACACCAAAUGAUAAUGGAGUCGACGUGUUAUAUGUUGUCAUAUUUGGCCGACAUUUACGAUGCGCUGGAGAUGCUGAGCGAGACGGCAUCGGGACGUGCCUCCACUCCCGACGGGGACAAUGUGGGCGCCAUUGACGACGACUGGAUCGACGAGAUUCCCUGUCCUGACGACGACGAGUCAUUGGCCGAGGACUCCGAUGAGGAGUCGCUUUGCAAUAAAUUAUGCACUUUUACCACAACGCAGAAAGAGUUCAUGAAUCAGCACUGGUAUCACUGCCACACCUGCAAAAUGGUGGACGGCGUCGGUGUGUGCACUAUCUGUGCGAAAGUGUGCCAUAAAGACCACGACGUGACGUAUGCCAAACACGGCUCCUUCUUCUGCGACUGCGGCGCUAAAGAAGACAACUCUUGUCUCGCGCUCACCCGAAGGACGUCCAACAAUGAACCAAACAAUUACACCUCAAGAGAUGCGGGAUAUCCAUCGGAAUCAGUUUUGCCCUCUUCUUUGAGACGUCCCUCGUCUCCAUCGUUGGAAAAAAAUGCGAACCAAAGUUCCGACAAAAAGGAGUCAACUUCUCGUCAAAAACACGAAUCGCUAGUAAAACAGUUGGAAAACAGCAAAACCGAGAUUUUGUCGGUUCUGUCAAAUAUGAACCUCUCGUGGAUUGUGUUAAAUCUGUUGAAAUAUUUGAGUCCAACGAUGAUUAAGUCAUGCCUACGAAACUCAUCAAUCGGUAGUUCUAUAAGAGCCAGAGAGGCGCUCAAAGAACUCCAUUUCUGUGAUAAGUCGAUCGAAUCGAGCGAUCAGCUAAUGGUGCCGACACUGGGCUCACAGGAGGGCGCCUUCGAGAACGUGCGGAUGACGUUCACCGGAGAACAGGGCCAACAGAUUCGUCAACUCAUUCAACAGCAAGUGAUACGUCGAGUGGCGAUGUGUGCGUUGGCCUCACAUCACGGCAAACGCCAGCACUUGGCUGUGAGCCACGAAAAGGGCAAAAUAACAUUACUUCAAUUGGCGACACUUCUCAAACAGGCCGACUCCUCCAAGAAGAAGUUGACGCUCACACGACUGGCCUCCGCGCCCCUUCCGUUCACCGCCAUCUCAAUCGUCGGCAAUCCCUGCAAUGAAGACUAUUUGUCCGUCUGUGGGCUCAAAGACUGUCAUGUGUUGACGUUCUCCCAGUUGGGCGUCGUUAGCGGACACCUUGUGCUGCACCUACAGCUCGAGUCCGGCAAUUAUGUGAUUAAAUCGGUUUGGCUUCCGGGCAGUCAAACAGAGUUGGCUGUCGUGACGGCCGACUUCGUCAAGAUCUUCAAUUUGGGUCACGACGUACUGUCCCCUCAAUACUUCUUUCUGUUGCCGUCCGGGAAGAUACGCGACAUUACGUUCGUGUUGUCCGAAGACGGACAGCGACACGUGCUCAUCAUCUCCUCCGCCGGACAUAUCUAUUGUCAAGUGAUGUCUGAGGAGAGCAGCGCCCAAAACGGCCAGUUCUACGUCACCUCCAUUCUGGACAUCAGACACGACGAGAUUAUCGAUUCCAACGGCAAUAUCAACGGCGGCGGCAUUUCUAUCUACUAUUCGCAUACAUUUCAGUUGCUAUUCUUCAGCUACAGUCAGGGAAAGAACUAUUGCGCUCCUCUGCCAUCUGUCACCCAAGAGGUCACUAAUCUGUUUCCUAUCGAAAUCAUAUCCACGUCUAACGGAAGCGCGUCCUCUAAUGGCUCGUCGAGUAAGUCGUCGUCCUCUUCGAUGCAGUCGUUGUGUCAGUGGACUGAAGUGAGCGGACAUCCGGGCCUAAUACUGGCCACGUCUCUCAAUUCCAACAAUCCUAUCAUUUUGAUGGUUAAACCCAAUAGUAUUGUCAUACAAGAGAUCAAAUUGAACGGUAAAUCAAAGAUCACAGAUAUGGUAGCCAUGAGACACUCGACACAAAACGGAGACAUGAGAACCACUUUAAUACUUCUGUGCGAAGACGGCUCUCUACGCAUAUAUAUGGCCAGUCAGGAAGCGACCAACUAUUGGCUGAGACCUACUCUACAUUCUGUCAAAUCUCUGCCAUCCGUGGCCACCAAAGCCCGCCGAUCGAAGAAGUCGUCAAAAGUGUUGAGAAAUAAUUCAUCGACGGGUUGUUCGCCGCAAUUUGCGGUCGAUUUCUUCGAGCACUGCAACACUAUAACUGAUGUCGAGUUCGGCGGACAGGAUGUGCUUCAGAUCUAUAACACGCAUCAGGUUAAGAACCGUCUCAACAGCACCGGGAUGUACAUCGCGUCCACCAAACCCAACGGCUUCUCAAUUGAAAUCUACAAUAACGACGCGACAAACGUGAUGGUCGGCGUACGGGUGAUGCUCGCCUAUCAGGACGUGGCCCGAGCGCCCACUUCUAUCGACAUCUUCGGCCGAUCUAUUCCGGUGGCCGUCACUCGAAACCGAUGGUAUGACAUACCGUUCACUCGCGAGGAAUCGUUGACAGCGGACAAGAAGAUGACGAUAACAUUCACUGCGAGCGGCGAUCCCAACGGUAUAACAAUUGUCGACUCAAUCAAAGUUUACGGAAAAACCAAAGAGGCGUUUGUUUGGCCCGAAGACAACGAGGAGUACCAGCAAAUGGGAGCGGCGGCCGCGUCAGCCUCACAGCCCACCACUUCUAUAUCUGUGGUUGAGUUUGAUUCGCAACAAUCGGCGCAACACUUGUCAUCGUUGGACCGAUUGCUCACCUGUUCGCUGGAUGUGCUCGACGGCUGCUUUCAUUUGUCGACCAUUCCCUCAGAUCCUAAGGACAGACAAAUGCAAAGAGAAAAUGCUUUAGAGAUCGCCACACAGUUCCUGACGCUUCCCUAUAAUGAUUGCGUCGAAUCUAAUGUCAAAUCUCUUUUGGCGACUCUUCACUCGAGUCGGGCCGCCUUUAACAGCCAUAGAGACCAAGCGAUUGUCAAUUAUGUCAUCAAAAGUAUUGAUAAUUCCGUGAAAAACGAUGAGCUCGACGGCGAAUCGUUCUUCAGAUGGAUUUCGAUGAUUAAACAAAUAGCAGUCGAAAGGCCGCAGAAUUUGAUUAAAUACAACGAAUCGCUGACUAUUGAUGAUAACAGCGAAGCUGUCGGCGGCAACAGUAUUGAGAUGACAACAUUUGGUCACGAAAAUCAGUUCAGAUCGUCGUCAUCGAUGGAUACCUCGCGCUCAGACUAUUCAGACAAUUACGAAGACAUGGCCAACAGAGCCGAUGCGAUGUCAUCGAGAAUAUCGUUCUGUCAAUACAUAAGUGAUGUGUUUUGGAAACUGUAUUCAAUGCGUCCGAAGAAUGCUCUCAUAUCAACCAUAGCUAAGGGAGGUUUGAUACACAUCGAGGAGACGGUGCAGGCGUUGGUUGAGAUAAUUCACUCAUUCGCUUUGGCCGACUCCGAGAACAACAUUCAAAUGGUUUGUAAACUGUAUUUAAAGUUACUUCUCAGCGAAGAGACGACAAUUAGCUUUUGCGCCAAACAAUCGCUUAUACGAGUGCUUCGGCCGCGAACCCGAAAACGUCGCGUUUAUAUCCCAUCCCCACCCCAUUGCGAGACACCUCACGAGCACCAUAAGGGCGGCUCGUCAUCGUCGCAGUCCGACCGCCCGUUGGGUCCCAUCUCAGCGCAGGGCAGUCUCGAGGUGUUUGUUCACGACAACCCCAUUGAACGCAAUGAACCGGUCGACCAACACUUUGAAGUGAUUGAAGCAUUGGAUGUGCCCAACGAUAACGAUAAUCCACAGGAAUUACUGAUUGGCGCCAACGCAGGCUUUCCCCAUAUGUUCAAUCCUGAUGUCGAUCCGGACGACGACGCGAUGGUAGAGCUGGCCAUCGCACUCAGCCUUCAGGACCAGCAACAAGACGUUCCGCCACCGGUCGCACCCAAUGUUGCCGUUCGCAGGUCUGGAACGCAACGGUCGGCCAGUUUGGAAGAUCGCGGACACUAUUCAGACACGACGGCAUCGGCGGCCGCCAGUGAUGACGAGGGAUCCACUGCUGCCACCGAUGGCUCGACUCUGAGGACAUCGCCCGCCAAUGAAAUACUUCAAGGAAACGAAGCGGGAAGUGAGUCCGGAGGAAGUGUUGUCGAGUCUAUUAUAGGCGAACAGAACGUAAGCGGCCGUAGUUCUGCUUACGGCGAAGAGUUAGGUCCACCGCCCGUCAGAGUGCAGCCUAUGAUCAGCUUCGAGUCCACUCUCGAGCCCGACAUCACUAAUAACCAAAGACUACAUAACUUGAGAAUCGCUUUACUCGAGAGAAUGAUUGUCUCUUUGCCUGAAAUACGUGACGUCGGAGGCCUGCGAUCCAUACCAUUCAUGCAGGUGAUAUUAAUGCUUACAUCAGAUCUGGACGGUGAAGGCGAUGCGGACAAAACCGUUCUCAACUCAUUGCUGACCACACUUUUGGCACAAUUAUCACAGAAUUCUGAUGACAUUUCUGUUAUGAUUCAACGAAAUCCGACAAACGAAGUGAAGCUCAUUAUAAUGCGUUUGCUAAGUAUUCUGAUGUCUCGCGUGCGCUCCGGGAGCUCAUCCAAAGUGCCCUCUUCUGCGUCAGACCUGUUGGAGACGUCUUCGGCCUUCUGCUCGACAGUUACGGCGACGACACUAAUGCAGUCAAAUAUCCUCGACUUUUGUCUUCAAAUUCUUAUUCAAUUGCUUUCCUAUUGGAAAACUUACUCAAGCGAUGAUUCCGGAGCAUCGGUUCCAGUGGGCACCACAAGCACUACACCACUGAAGUCACACCUAUUGACACCACCGCCAGAGAUGUCUCCGUUCUUUUUGCGCCAAUACGUGAGAGGACACGCCGACGAUGUCUUCGAGUCGUAUCCACAACUCGUGACAGAAAUGAUACUUCGAAUGCCGUAUCAAAUCAAGAAGAUUGCCAACGCUUUGCCCAACAGCCCGACCACCGCACAGUUCGCCCCGUGUUGGACGGACUACCUGUGCCAGUAUAUGAUGAUUAAUCUGACGCCGUAUAUCCGGAAACAAGUGCGCAAACUAUUGUCAUACAUCUGUGGCUCGAAGGAAAGGUAUCGACAAAUUCGUGAUUUACACGCUUUGGAGUCACAUAUGGGAGAAAUCAAGAAAUUGUGCCGAAAUGGAGGCUUCGUUGAGCACUCGCAUCAAAACGGAUUGAUUAACCUCUCGUACGACGCGCUCAUAUCACUGAUAGAGCACCUGAAGGCGUGCUCAGAGAUCGCCACAAACCGUACCAUCAAUUGGCAAAAGCUAUGCCAAAAGGACUCGACUUUAUUACCGUUUCUCAUUCAAGUGAGCUUUCUAUUGGACGAAGGGGUCUCCUCUAUUGUCCUACACUUACUUCAGUGCGCUCUCUGUGCCAAGUCGUCCACCUCGUCCUCGGCCACAAGCAGUAGUCGUCCCGAUGAUGACAUAGAUGAGCCCAUAAGCACUCAUUUAGUGCAGCAAAUGCUCAAAUAUGUGGACAACAAUCUAUUGUCUCAAUUCAUUCAAUGCUUUCUACUGGAAUCCAACUCCAGUUCCCACCGAUGGGCCGCACACUCUCUCAUCUAUAAUAUGUACAAAAGCUUCUCCGCUCACCAACAGGAGACCCUUUUGGACAUUCUAUGGGCCCUAUGGCCUAAACUGCCCUCAUAUGGCAAAAAGGCCGCACAGUUUGUCGACCUUUUGGGUUACUUUACGCUCAAAAUUAAUUAUACCGACGAAAAAGAGCGCGAGUUCUCCGAGAAAGCGCUGACUGUUUUGCGACAACAAAACCAACACCUAUUCCGUCACCCAAACAGUAAUCUCUAUAAUUCUCUGCAAUCAUUGGUCGAGUUUGACGGCUAUUAUCUGGAGAGCGAGCCGUGUCUGGUCUGCAAUAAUCCUGAAGUGAAUUAUCUGAAUAUGAAAUUGUCGUCAAUCAAAGUGGACUCGAGAUUCACUACAACCACACAUAUCGUGAAACUUAUCGGUUCGCACACCAUAUCCAAGAUUACGCUCAGAAUUUCGGACAUCAAACGAUCCAAAAUGGUUAAGACUCUAAACAUCUUUUACAACAACCGAGCCGUGCAUUCAGUGGUGGAGCUUAAGAACAAGACAGCCCUUUGGCAUCGCGCUAGACGUUAUCAGUUGUCGGCCGGACAGACGGAGUUGAAGAUUGAGUUUCCGUUGCCGAUAGUGGCCUGUAAUCUAAUGAUCGAAUACUCGGAGUUUUAUGAGAACAUCCAGGCGUCGAGCGAAACACUUCAGUGCCCGCGAUGUUCGGCUACUGUUCCCGCAAAUCCCGGCGUCUGUACUAAUUGUGGCGAAAAUGUGUUUCAGUGUCACAAAUGCCGAGCUAUUAAUUACGAUGAGAAGGAUCCCUUCCUCUGCAAUUCGUGCGGAUUCUGCAAAUACGCAAAGUUUGACUACACUCUGACCGCCAAACCUACCUGUGCUGUGGACCCCAUUGAGAACGAAGAGGACCGUAAAAAGACGGUUCAGAGCAUUAACUCGUUGUUAGAAAAGGCCGAUCGGGUCUACAAGAGCUUAAUCGCAAACAAGCCGUCGUUAGAGCUGCUGCUGUUGCGCAUCCAAGAGCACGGAAUGAUGGAUAAGUACGACACCGACGCUAUGCUUAUGUUGGCGCCAAAUGCCGGUGCUGGACCCGCCGGCGCCUCUAGCCUUCAUGUGAAUCGAUCCAUACAACAGGUGGCCCUCAAGUACUGUCAGGACUGCAAGUCCUCGUUCGACGAGUUGUCGAAAAUCAUUCAAAAAGUGUUGGCCUCUCGUAAAGAGUUAGUCGAUUACGACAACAAACAGAAGGACAAGACGGCGACGCCCUCUAACGUUACGCCAAGACUCGCGUCCAGACGCGACUCCAAAGUGUUGACCACAUCGAUGGCCUCGUCAUCGGGCCGUUGCUUCGGGUGCGCGUCGGCCACAGUCGAGCACUGCAUCACUCUCUUGAAGGCACUGGCUAUCGCUCCCAAAUACCGGUCACUCCUGUGCUCAUACGGACUGCUCCGGGAAUUAGUUGAUUACAACCUCAGAAUCGGUUCAAUGAAUGUUCGCCACGAAGUGCGGCAACUGUUGUGUUCAUUGAGUCGCGACAACUAUAGGGCGACGGCAGACCUAAACAAUCUGCUUAUGGAUAAGAUAUCCGUGGCGUUGAAGUCGAGAUCCGGCGCCUCCAUUGACUUGUCCUCAUCGGUGAGACAUGAGAUCGCAUUACUCGCCUGUUCUAUGGAAAAGGAGGACUCGUGUUGGGAACUCCGACUCAGGUGUGUUAUGCAAUUAUUCCUAAUGGGUCUGCAAAUCGAUUCGCCGGCAGUACUCGACUCCAUAACACUUCCAUGUCUUCGGUUACUUCAAUCGCUUAUAAAACCCGAGCCGACGAUCAGUAAGAAAAACAAAGACAAAACAAUUGAACAGUUGGCUACUGUCAAGACCAACGGGUUUCAAGUGAAUGUCGAUUUGAAUAAAUGGUUGGCCGGAGAUCAGAGGCAUUCGUUCAGAAGUUGGAAACAGAGGUCCGCGAAGAGGUCGCCGACGCCUCAGCUCUCCAAUGAUAUUCCAAACGAACCGAAAUCUCGAACUGAGAUCCGAAUGCAGUAUUUGUCCGAAAAGUAUGGAAUGCGUUGGAAAGAGAAGGCGCUGAAGAGUGACAAACUGGUGGCCGGUCUGGUGAGGGCGAGUUGGCUUCGGGCCAUACUAUUCAACGGUGCGUCGCGUUCGGUGCGACUGAUGGCCUGUUCCCUAAUCGAGGCUCUCUUCCAAAUUCCUUCGCGCAAACGAGAGAUAAUUGAUUUGUUGACCUCAUAUCUGGAUGACUUGGGUCGGGCCGGAGAGUUCGCCAACGAGUUCUUCACUUUCUAUCACACAAUCAUCCAAACAGAGCACUGGAAGUACUACUUAGCUCUUCACGGACUGCUCCAGCAUUUGGGUCUUCUCAUCACCAAAGAGAUCGAUAAUCUGAACCAAUUGGAAGAGAUGACACUCAACUCAGACCUCUCGCAGGGCUGUGCUCUGAAAAUGUUGGUCGAGUUAUUGCAGUCACUGAUAGACGUGUCCACUAUUCGGCGUCAAUACAAGUCACGAAUGGUUGCCUUCGUUCUGAACGGAUACUUAGCGCUGAGAAAACUUGUCGUUCAGAGGACUAAAGUGAUCGAUGAAACACAGGAAUCACUGUUGGAAUUGCUCGAAGAGAUGACAUCUGGAACCGAGUCGGAAACGGCUGCCUUUAUGUCUGUCUGUGUGGAUGCGGUCAACAAAUGCCAAUUGCAUGACAUGAUUACUCCGGUGUUUAUAUUCGAAAGGCUUUGCUCUAUAAUAUAUCCCGAAGAGAACGACUCCAUCGAGUUCUUCAUCACUCUGGAGAAGGAUCCCCAACAGGACGACUUCCUACAGGGCCGAAUGUUAGGAAACCCUUACAGUUCUAACGACACGGGAAUGGGUCCACUAAUGCGAGACAUCAAGAAUAAGAUCUGUCAGGACUGCGAGUUAGUGGCGCUCCUCGAAGACGACUCCGGACUCGAGCUUUUGGUCAAUAAUAAGAUCAUUAGUUUGGAUCUCUCUGUCAAAGAGGUUUACCGUAAGAUCUGGCAAAACGACAAUAAUAUCGAUUCAGACGCCAUGAAAAUUGUUUACCGAAUUCGCGGCCUUAUGGGCGACGCGACCGAAGAAUUCAUCGAAACGCUCGACACUAAAGAUAAUAAAGAAGUGAAUGACGAGGAACUGUACAAAAUGGCGAACAUUAUGUCGCAGUGCGAUGGCCUCCAAGUGAUGCUCCAGAGGCUCAAAGUGAUCGAAGAUCUCUCGCCUCGAAGUCGUCUAUUAAUGCAGGUUUUGCUCAAAUUGUUCGGUCACUGCAUUCGUGUUAAGAACAAUCGACAGGCGCUGAUCGACCCCUCGCUCAACACCAUUGGAGUUAUGCUGAAUCUGUUGAAACUGAUCAUAACAUCCGACGCGACAGAACUCAUAUCACAGCCCUCGGCGCCGGGAUUUCCCUCCUCUUUGGAACAGUUGAUGCAUAUCAUGGAAACCAUUUUAGUGGAGGCCUCGCAACUCAGUGCACAGGAGUUUGAUCUGUUCUGCGAGACCACGUGUGGCACCAGUGAUAACAUCAAACUGUUGGCCGAAUCCGCGUCCUCUCCUCACAUCAGAGGCAAUGUCUCCAUAACGACACAAUUGACUCGUUUAAUACCGUUCCUAACGCUGGGAAAUGCCGAUAAGAUGUCCACCCUAUUGGCGCACUUCAAGCCUUACCUGAUAUUCGAGAAAUUCGAUUUCGAACACACGGUGGACACCGACCACCAGUUGGAACUGUUUUGUAUGAUGUCUUCGGGCAUCGAACGCAACGCAAACGGCGCUCGACUUAAGGAAGUGAUAAUAGAGGACGGAAUCGUUGCCUCCGCUCUCGAAUACCUCGUACUCCACGCGCCGACUAUGAAGUCAUCGCUUUUGGCCACUUCGGAAGAAUGGAAAGAAUUCACGUCAAGACCUGCUCUCAAAUACGUUCUCCGAAUAUUGACCGGGUUAAGUCACGGCCACGAAAACACACAACUCUUGGUGUCCAAAGACAGUAUACCGAUAAUCCACGGCUUAGAACAGGUGUCGUCCGACGCACACGUGGGCUCAUUGGCCGAGAAUCUGAUGGAAGCCAUCAAAGAGCACCCGUCCGUCGAAGCGAAGAUAGAAGAGGUUCGCCUCAAGACUAGGGAUGAGAAGAAACGGUUGGCGAUGGCUGUCCGGGAGAGACAAUUGGGUGCACUGGGGAUGCGGACCAAUGACAAGGGACAGGUGACCGCUAAGGCGUCGCUUCUGAAACAAGUGGAGGAUUUGGGCGAAGAGAGUGGACUCAUAUGUAGUAUAUGUCGCGAGGGAUACAAAUUCCAAGCAAACAAAGUGCUCGGAAUCUAUACAUACACUAAACGAUGCAAUUUAGAGGACUUUGAGCUCAAACAGCGAAAGACUUUGGGAUACACAACUGUCACGCAUUUCAAUGUGGUUCACGUGGACUGCCAUAUGGCGGCCGUACGUCACGCCAGAGGUCGUGAUGAGUGGGAGUCAGCGGCCCUUCAGAAUGCCAACACCCGGUGCAACGGCUUAUUGCCACUGUGGGGCCCACAGGUCCAGGAGUCGGCGUUUGCCUCAGCACUGGCCCGACAUAACAACUAUUUGCAGGAAUGCACGGGUCAUCGGGAAGUGUCGUCCACUUCAUACCUGUCCACUAUACACGACCUAAAGCUCUUAAUCCAAAGAUUUGCUUCUGAAAAGUCGUUUAGCGACGACUCGGGCGGAGGCGGACCCCAGUCUAACCUACAUAUGAUUCCGUAUAUGAUUCAUAUGGCGCUGUAUGUGAUCAAUACGACCCGAUCUGCUGUGAGAGAGGCCAAGAAGAUCAACAGUUUUCUCGAAAUGCAAACCAAUAAAUGGAUAGAAAAUUGUUAUGAAGCUGAGAGUCCGUAUUAUUGGUGUACAAUGUCUUUAGUGAUAUUUGCGCCCAAAGUUUGGCACAAGAAUCGCCUGAAAUUUCUGCAAAGACUGUUACUGUGCGCUCACACCCGACACCUGUCACCCCACGGAACCAAUACACUGACCGAUCCUUCUGUGCAGGACUUCAGUGCUUACAAAACAGCGCUUAUAUUCUUUGCGUUCAUUAACUCUAUGUAUAACACGAUGUUUAAGAAUGUGAAGGGCGGCGAUGAGUGGGGUCUGGACUGGCCGUUAGCACUGGCAGAGUAUAUACGAAACAAUGAUCAGUCGCUCCUGGAGUGCGGACACAAAUUGUUGCAUUUCUAUGACGAGGACCUCAUUCCCUGCCAAUCGUUUGCCGAGUUCUGUGACGUGUCUGACCUUCUCAGCGAUAUUCCCGAUGCGAACGGCUUUCUGGAGAAUGCGCUCAAAAUUGCCCCCGAGACACCACCCAAACCCAGUCCUGAACCCAACACCGACACCGACUCCAAAUCGGAACCGUUUUUCUUCACCGAAACCUCUGGCGAACCAAACUUUGUCUUAAAAAUGGGAAAUAAAAGCAAUAAAGUGUCCGAAGAAGGCGAUCGCAAUAAAGAGGAUAAGAGUCUGUACUUAUCCAGUGAUAAAGUGCUGGAUAUUAUCGGAUAUUUUAACUAUUCCUCAAUUAUUUCUCACGGAAUGGACGACUAUUUACACGGCAUAGUUCGGGGCAAAUUAGAGCGAAAGUCGACCCUAUCUUACGACUCGGUGCUCACCUAUUUUUCGUGGAUAUUCUUCAUACGGAAUAUUACUCUUGCAUUCAUUGAAGACCUCGAGAUAAGGACUCUGUUGGGCGAGAAGGAGAGGCUGAGGCCGGAGCGCCAGUUGAUAAUGGUUUGCACCAUUUGGUCCAUAUAUAUCGCUUUAGUGCUCAUCGUCUACGAGAACGCCACCAAAUGGAAGGCCUUCUCCUGGUUGGCGCCCUUUCAAGUGCUCAGAGGCCAAUCGAUCACAAAGAUGUUUGGACUGAACACCAAACUGGCGGAGCAGUGGCACCACUACACGAUCGACAAGUGGCGCAAAUACAUGCUAGUGAUGGUCGUGCGGUCGGCCCUCACCAUCGGCUUCGUGGUGUGGGUCUGCACCGUGCGCUGGAAGACCAGCACUCAGUUGUUUAACAUAAUGCAAGUGUUUUGGUCGAGUCUGACGGUGCUCUGGAUGUUCUUGAGCUCCAAUCUCAUGUAUGUCGGUUACGUCUACUUCAACUCCCUGUGCUAUUACUUCAGAAUACGCUACGCCAAGGUGAAUGAGGACAUCGAGACCAUCAUUGCCGGAUCGGGUCGUAUGAAGUCCAACGAGCGGACAGACCUUCUCCACCACGUUCUGGUCGAACACAACGAGUUGUGUCUCAAGAUAUUUGAAUACAACCGGUUUUGGGCGAAAUGGCUGAUGAGUACGUACUUCUUCUUAGUGGCCGAGAUGUGCUUCACUCUAUUCCAGGCCCUCUUCACCACAAACCCCGUCUUAGUCCGGAUCCUCAUGUUUGCGAUCGCCUGUGAAUGCGCUUACUUUCUCACCACUCUCUCUGUCAGUGCAUCCCUACUGUCCAAUACGGCACACGCGCCCUACCAGAGACUAAUUCGAGUGACAUUCGAUAAAUACCCUGUUGAGUUGCAGAUUCAGUUGCGAAUGUUUAUCCAGCGCCUAUCGGGCCCUACAAUUGGUUUCUAUUGUUUGGACUUAUUUGAGAUCACAUACACCACAUACGCCAGUAUUGUGGCGGCUUUGGGACAGAACUUCCUGCUGAUCGUGGACUUCGUGCGCUCGUAUGCCGAAGUUGGCCGCGAAGACGACAACAUACAGUACGCUCUCUCGCAGCUCACGGACGUGGUCUUCAACACAACCCUAUCGGCCAUAAGUUUGGUUGGAUUCACGGAAAGUACUCACCCAUCAGAUCACCACAACUACACCUUAUAACACAUUUGCCAUCAUUUCCC